This is a messenger RNA of Aureococcus anophagefferens, 633 nucleotides long. RefSeq lists its product as hypothetical. Gene Ontology annotation, biological process: L-phenylalanine catabolic process; glutathione metabolic process. Gene Ontology annotation, cellular component: cytoplasm. The annotation marks the transcript as partial. Lineage: Eukaryota; Pelagophyceae; Pelagomonadales; Pelagomonadaceae. The transcript has a single exon. The record is from RefSeq and is a predicted model, not a curated record. Gene Ontology annotation, molecular function: maleylacetoacetate isomerase activity; glutathione transferase activity.
CUCCGGAGCGUCGCGCUCCACGGCUACUGGCGGUCGUCGUCGGCCUGGCGCGUCCGCGUGGCGUUGGGCUUCUACGAGAUACGCUACGAAACCGUCGCCGUGCCCCUCCUCGAGGGCAAGCAGGCGGCCCUCUCGGCCAUGGGCCAGGUGCCGCGCCUCGACUGGACCGACGCCGGCGGCGUCCGGCGGUCCCUGACCCAGUCCCUCGCCAUCAUCGAGUUCCUCGAUUCCGUCGCGCGCGCGCCGGCGGAGCCGUCGCUCUUCCCCGCGGACGCGCUCGACCGCGCGCGCGCGCGCGAGAUCGCGGAGAUCGUCAACUCGGGCACGCAGCCGCUCCAGAACCUCGGCCACCUCAGGGCCCUCGAGGGCCUCGGCGUCGACGCCAAGGCCCGCGUCGCCAAGCCCGCCAUCGCGAAGGGCCUCGCGGCCGUCGAGGCGCUCGUCGUCGACGGCGACCGCUUCUGCGUCGGGGCCCACGUCUCCGUCGCCGACGCGUGCCUCGUGCCCCAGCUCUACAACGCGCGCCGCUACGGCGUCGACCUCGCCGCGUACCCCAAGCUCGCCGCCAUCGAGGCGCGCCUCGCGGCGCACCCGGCCUUUGUGGCCGCGCACGCGUCGAACCAGCCCGACGCG